CAUCUCCUAAUUUCAUUUUGGGGGCGGAUACAUAUUACAUACGACUAAAGAUAAAACUUUAAAUUUAUUUUGUUAGGUGGCGAACAAUGACCAUUUCUCUAUAUACACUGAUAUUACAGAAGUUAGAAAUCUAAUCUAUCUAGUUUCAUGCACAAAUCUCCUUGAAGAUGAUCGGGGGAUUAUUCGUGUAUAAUCAUAAGGGGGAGGUGCUAAUAUCAAGAGUGUACAGAGAUGAUAUUGGGCGUAAUGCAGUCGAUGCAUUUAGGGUAAAUGUGAUUCAUGCACGACAGCAAGUGCGAUCUCCUGUUACGAACAUUGCACGUACUUCGUUUUUCCACAUAAAAAGAGCAAACAUCUGGUUAGCUGCAGUUACAAAGCAAAAUGUGAACGCAGCAAUGGUAUUUGAGUUUCUGCUGAAGAUCAUUGAUGUUAUGCAGUCAUACUUUGGCAAAAUUUCUGAAGAGAACAUUAAAAACAACUUUGUCCUCAUCUAUGAAUUACUUGAUGAAAUCCUUGAUUUUGGAUAUCCUCAGAAUUCAGAUACAGGAGUGCUGAAGACAUUUAUAACUCAACAAGGGAUAAAGUCGGCUUCCAAAGAAGAACAGGCCCAAAUUACUUCCCAAGUUACUGGACAGAUAGGUUGGAGAAGAGAAGGUAUCAAGUACCGGAGAAAUGAACUCUUCCUUGAUGUAUUAGAAUAUGUUAAUUUGCUUAUGUCACCACAAGGUCAAGUGCUAUCUGCCCAUGUAGCUGGAAAGGUAGUUAUGAAAUCCUACCUUUCUGGUAUGCCUGAGUGCAAGUUUGGUAUUAAUGACAAAAUUGUUAUGGAAGCUAAAGGAAAAGGGAAUGAUACAUUUUCAGGAGGUAUAUCCGGAAACACGGACAGUGAGGGAGCCAGGUCUGGCAAGCCAGUGGUGGUAAUUGAUGACUGCCAAUUCCAUCAGUGUGUCAAGCUUAGCAAGUUUGAAACGGAACAUUCCAUUUCUUUCAUACCACCCGAUGGAGAAUUUGAGCUUAUGAGAUACCGAACCACUAAAGACAUAUCACUGCCCUUCCGUGUGAUUCCUUUAGUCCGAGAGGUGGGACGUACCAAGAUGGAGGUGAAAGUUGUCCUCAAGUCUAACUUCAAGCCAUCCCUCCUAGGACAGAAGAUUGAAGUGAAGAUCCCAACACCGCUUAAUACAAGUGGAGUGCAGUUGAUUUGUUUAAAAGGGAAAGCCAAGUAUAAGUCAUCAGAGAAUGCUAUUGUAUGGAAGAUCAAGCGAAUGGCUGGGAUGAAAGAGACUCAGCUGUCGGCUGAGAUAGAGUUACUAGAGACCGAUACUAAGAAGAAAUGGACCCGCCCGCCUAUUUCCAUGGGCUUUGAAGUUCCAUUCGCUCCUUCGGGAUUCAAGGUCCGUUACUUGAAAGUGUACGAGUCAAAGUUGAACUACUCCGACCACGACGUGAUUAAAUGGGUGCGGUACAUUGGACGAUCCGGUCUCUAUGAAACAAGAUGUUGAAUAUAUUUCCGGUACUAAAUAGCCCAUUUCUGUAAUGUUACAGAAUGUAUGAGAUUUUUAUUAUGAAUUUUCUUUUAUUGCUCAUUGAAGGUAUGCUGGAACAUAUUAGAAGAAUAAAAUGUAUUAAAAAUUAAGAUGAAUUGUAUCGCUUAGACUAAAAAUUUUGAAAUUCAAAUUUUCUUGGAAUCUCAAUAAGAGUUUCGUAUUAUCAUAUUUAAAAAAAUAAAAUUAUUUUUAACUUAGUUCUAUUAGUUACUUUAUUGUUUAAGUUACAUAACAUCAUUCCCUCAUAGAUUUUAUUUGGAACUUGUAUAUGUUUAAAUAUUUCGAUUAUUAUUUAGGUAGUAUUAUAUAUGUGAAAGGACGUACGCCUAAACAUUUAUAAUUGCUACGAGAUGUUGUCAACUGUUCUAAAUAAAUAUGCGGCAUCUGCUUUGCAUAAAUAUGUAUAAGUUCAUAUAUCAAGAUUAUAAUAUAUUACUUAGAGUUAUUUAGAAAUUGCGAAUCACUUAGCGAAUUUUGGCAACUGUUCUUUACACAGAUUUCCUAUGCAUGUUGGAUAUAUUGAAAUAUUAUUGAUCGGCAAUCUUUAAUACAAGCGUUUGAAUAUGAACUUUCUAUUAUGGCAAUUUAAAU
Molecule: messenger RNA, 2138 nt
Organism: Pieris rapae (cabbage white)
Lineage: Eukaryota; Metazoa; Arthropoda; Insecta; Lepidoptera; Pieridae
Gene: AP-2mu
Product: AP-2 complex subunit mu
Exons: 11
Coding region: 168-1502 (444 amino acids)
Biological process (GO): intracellular protein transport; clathrin-dependent endocytosis
Cellular component (GO): AP-2 adaptor complex; cytoplasmic vesicle
Molecular function (GO): clathrin-cargo adaptor activity
Source: RefSeq, a predicted model, not a curated record